Molecule: messenger RNA, 2369 nt
Organism: Scheffersomyces amazonensis
Lineage: Eukaryota; Fungi; Ascomycota; Pichiomycetes; Serinales; Debaryomycetaceae
Exons: 1
Coding region: 187-2097 (636 amino acids)
Source: RefSeq, a predicted model, not a curated record
CCACCGAAGACCAUAGAUUACUACUAAGUAACUUUACCAAAAGUAAUUAAUAACUUACAUAUAUUAGAGAUCACUCAUAUCACGUGAGAGGACCAUUACAAAUCAGUUGAUCCACUUAUUUAUUUAUUUAUUUUCCACUAGUCAUUAUCAUAACACAUCCCCUUGAAUUAUAAUUGCUGGGGUACUAUGAUGAGAGUAAUACCAAGAUUGAGUCGUAGUAGAGUAUGCUUGGGAAAUCACCAAGCUAUAAGAUGUUUCAGCCAAACAUCCUUACUCCUUAAGGAUGAGAAGUCUAAGCAAGUACUAAAAAGCUUAGGACUCUCCUUACAAAAGGGUAAUCUUAAGCCAUCAGAAGAAUCCAGUGAAUCCGAAGCAAAUGCUCAGGAUCACGAACAACAAAAGGAAGCAAUAGAACAGUCUUCGGCCUCAUCAUCAUCUCAACAACAAAAUCAUACUGAAACUGUAUCGCAAACCACAACAUCCGAAGCAUCGAGUCCCUUAACUACCACUACAGCAUCUUCUCCAACAUCAACGACUACUAGCACGACCACCACCACCACUAAUACAACUAAUAUUGAUCCUCUACCAACUAAUUCUAAUGACGAAACUAAUGAACACUCCGUGUCAAGGACACCUUCUUUAUUCAAUUCAAGUAAAACUGAACCAUAUAAUGAUACCAACAAUCUGGCAGAAGAUUUAAUGAAUCAAGCAUAUGAUACAAUCUCUCAUAUGUCAGCUGAUGAUGUAAUAAUUCAAGUCAAUUUUGAUGGUGGUAGACUGUUAUUUUCAUUUGAUUCUGAACAUUAUUUAAAUCGUAAAGAGAUUAUAAGGAGUCUACCUGAAGAAAUUGAUCUUUUUAAUCCAGAAGAUAUGAAACGAAUUGAUGAAAUAUAUGAUAAAUUGCAUGCUUUAGACACGGAUAAAACCGUUCAAGCCAAAUAUUAUAAAAGAUAUUUGAGAAAAUAUAAUGAUCCAAUAGUUAAUUUAUUACAAGAAUUUAAUGGGAUUUCAAAAAAAUUUAAAUUAUUAAGAAGAAAAGAAAUUGAUAGUUUACAUUUAUCUCCUGGAGCUUAUGUAUAUCAUGAGAAUUUAUUUAAAUCACCUUAUAAUGUUGUAGGAUUUGAUAGAAGUAUAAGUGGUUUACCAUUAAGAAGUGGGAAACAUGAAUUAACUGAAAGAUGUUAUCCUCAAGAAUUUAUUGAAGAUUUACAAAUGUAUAGGGAUAAAGUUCCAAUUCAAAAACGUGAUCUUGAUUUUAUUGAAUUAGAUGAUGAAUCAACUAAUAUUGAUCCAAAGACAACCACUAAAUUUAAUCAAAAUAAACAUACAAAUCAAGAUGAUAAAUCAUUUAAGAGUAAAGCUGAAAAAAUAGAUCAACUUUUAGAUGGAUUUACUGAUACUUUUGAUAAACCAUUCAUUUUAAUUCCCAAAGUUGAUAAUUACGAGACACUUGAUUUACGUAAUGAUAUUACCAAGAGAGUUGAAUCAGAAAUAUUAUUACUUAAAAAGACUUUACAAAUAGAAAUUGAAAAUUUCUUUAAAUCUAAUUUAAAUUCUCGUUUAUUCUUAGGUAACCAACCUUUAAAAUCAAAUCAAUUUCGUUUAUGUGAUGCUGAUUCUCAUAGAUCUAAGAAUAAUUCUCAAUUAUACAUUAUAAACUAUAGUUUUAAAGAUUUUCCUAUGAUUCCUAAUUAUUCAAUUGUUUUAAAUUCAAGAAAACAAAGAAAUCAAUUAAGAAAUCACUUGUAUAAGUUAUUCUUAAUCAAUUUAGAAGAUCAAAUUGAUACUUUAUUUAAAAUUAAAUAUCUUGAUGAAUCGGCCAUGAAGAAAUUUAUGGAUAAAAUGUUGAAUACUAUAGGAAAUAUAAUUUGUAUAAGAUUAUUGAAAUUAUUUAAACCAAUUUCACCUGUAUUUGAUGAUCAUAAUGCAUUAAUAUAUUCUCCAUAUUUGAAUAAUUCACUUUCAUUCAAGAGAUUAUACUUCUUAGAUGAUAGAAGGAAACCAUUAAAGAUCAAGUCAAAUAGAAACAAUCGUAAUGACUCUAAAAAGGCAUUAAGAAUUGAUUAUAAACCAUUUGAUAACUUGAUUGAAUAUUAAUAUUAAUAUUAAUUACGAUGUUAACUACGAUGUUCGCAUUCCCCUUCUCAUUAUGGAAUGGUAAUGUUAUGCUUGUAUUUGUUAAGAGAUUUGCAUUUUAAACUAUUUAUACAAUAAACAUUAUUUUAUAAUCAUUCUUCAACUAUAGGAAUAGUACAGUAAGUAUAGUAGAACUAUAACUAUAACUAUAACUAUUACUAUUACUAUUACUAUAGUGUAAUUGUAGUGCUAAUGUAGUGUGACAGUAGUAGUACUAGAAUGUCGUGUGCGGC